AUGUCGGCCCCUGUGCCUUCCGUCGGUGAACUCACCAAGGAGAAGGCCAUGCCACUGCCACGUCAGAGUGAACGGACCGCCUUUGGCCUUUCCCUGUCGCCAAAACAAGGCGACGAGAGGCAACCACGGAACCCUGACACUCACAAGCAAGCUAGAGCACCGAGUGGUUUGCUCCCGGGCAGUGGUGUUGCCUGA
Molecule: messenger RNA, 195 nt
Organism: Colletotrichum spaethianum
Lineage: Eukaryota; Fungi; Ascomycota; Sordariomycetes; Glomerellales; Glomerellaceae
Exons: 1
Coding region: 1-195 (64 amino acids)
Source: RefSeq, a predicted model, not a curated record